This is a messenger RNA of Diversispora eburnea, 492 nucleotides long. NCBI's taxonomy places the organism in Eukaryota, Fungi, Glomeromycota, Glomeromycetes, Diversisporales, Diversisporaceae. The record is from the annotation of a GenBank genome assembly.
AUGUCCGACCUCAUCACUAACCAAGUAGAAAACAAAGAAAUUGAGAAAACAAUAACUACUUUUAAUUUCACCCUCACUUGCCCCCACUGCCAAACUACUCUCACCCCCAAUGACUUUGACUCCAACCACUUCACCAUUGCCCACUUACAGUCUUACUUUUCUCAAAAAGAAUCCGAAUACAAAACCCUCCUCCGUCAACAAUUAGAGUUAGAAAUCACCUCUUUACCAGCUUACCAAACCCUCCAAAAAGAGAACCAAGAACUAAAACUAAUUGUCGAAGGCUACAAACUCGGCACCACUAAAUCCAGUAAAACCAAAGGGGAAGAACUAGAAAAAUAUGCGGUCGAGAAACUCCAAGAAGUUUAUAAUGGCACGGAUACCAUCACCAAGAUUACCCAUGUCGGCACCAAAGCUGACAUCAGCCAAAUCAUUCAGCAAAACCAACAAACUAUUGGCACCAUCAUUUAUGAAGUAAAAAACGACCCCAAAUGA